AUGAUUGUCCUAUCAUGGAACAUUAGGGGUCUAAAUGACCCCUGCAAAGUAGUUUCUCUUAAGAAACUCCUAGCUGAACAAUGUGUGGAUGUUGUUGGUAUUAUGGAAACUAAAGUGAAGUGUGAUAAGAGUGUUGAGCUUCAGAAGAAAUUUGGAUCUUCUUGGUCUUGGUUUUGUAACUACUCAUCUUCUCAUAGGGGUAGACUCUGGGUUGGCUGGUCUCAUGACAAGGUUAAUCUUUCAGUCAUUUCCUCUCAUGAGAAGUUCAUUCAUGUCCAGAUUAGCUCCAAGGAUCUUCAUCAUCAGAUAUUUUGUACCUUUGUGUAUGGCUUACACUCUAUUCAUUAUAGGUUACCUCUUUGGGAUGGUAUUUCUAGUAUUGGAGCUGUUUCUGGGCCUUGGCUUGUUAUUGGUGACUUUAAUUUUGUUCUCAAUUCUUAUGAUAGAGUUAAUGGUAAUGUUAUCACUGAUUAUGAGGUCAAUCAUUUUAGAAGUUUUGUUGAUAACCUUGAUCUUUGUGAGCUUAAGAGUAACGGUUCUUUUUACUCUUGGUCUAAUAAGGGUCAUGUUGAUGGUAGAAUUGCUACAAGGAUUGAUAGGGGGCUUGUGAAUCAGGCUUGGUUGAGCAAGUUUCCCCAUGUUGAAUCUAUCUAUCUUCCUCCUUUCCUUUCUGACCACAACCCUCUCUUGGUUGAAGUGAGUAGGUUUGCUGCUACUAAAGGGAGACCUUUUAGGUUUCUUAAUUGUCUGGCUGAUCAUGCUGAUUUCUGUUCCAUUGUGGAAAAAAGCUGGCAUAGUGUUACAGGUUGUUCGACUAUGGUUACUAUUUGGCAGAAUCUGAAAUCUGUCAAAAAGAAUCUGAAAGAUCUGAACACUAAGUAUUUUGCUAAUGUUGAUGAGAAAGUGGAUGCGGCUCUUACCUCUUUGAAAGCCAUUCGGACCAGCUUGCUGUAG
Chenopodium quinoa (quinoa) is the source of this 954-nucleotide messenger RNA. RefSeq lists its product as uncharacterized. Gene Ontology annotation, molecular function: catalytic activity. The record is from RefSeq and is a predicted model, not a curated record. The coding region runs from base 1 to 954 and encodes 317 amino acids. The transcript has a single exon. Lineage: Eukaryota; Viridiplantae; Streptophyta; Magnoliopsida; Caryophyllales; Amaranthaceae.